CAUCAAAAGACAAAAGUCAUUCGCAGGCAAUACUUACACGUGACGCCAUCAGUAUUUACGAAAUUGCCCCGCCGUCAGAGGCGGCGUUCCAACGGUCACCCGCCCGCACAAACCGUCAUCCACCACACACCAUGACCACCAACUCCUCUUCCUCUCCCACCACCGCCGAUUCCGCUGCCAAAAUCCCCAUCGACAUCAUCAGCGAAGAGGAAAUGGCUCUCAUCGAAGCUGCCCUGGCCGCCGCCGCCGCCACCGCCAUGCCUGCUUCUCACCUCCACAGAAAUUCGAAAUCACUCCGCUCCAUCACUCUCUUGUCCAAGCGCGGAAUAUGCGCUUGCACGUCUACCGGCCCGUCCGACAUCGAGGAUUCGGGCCGGGCCUGCGGGUCCAGUCCUCAGAAGAAUAAGAGGAACGUAGUGCUUGAGUCAUUUCUGAAUCGAUUCCGAAAGGGCAGAGGCUUGUCCGUCUCCGAUCUUACCGGCACGGAAUGGUGUGAAAAGCAGACGGAGUUUAUUCUACUCUUUGGUAAACCAAAAAGGACGAAAGCUAUGAAAGCAGGUAGUGCGCGGCAUGUAGUACUUGAAGAAGAGGUAAUUAAAAGGGUGAAAGUUCAGGUUGAAAGUGCUGAAGAUGCGUGGGCUCUUAAAUUUAUGAAUUUCAUUGUCGGUAGCAAUCAACUAUUGUUUGAUGGAUUAACGCGCGAGUUACCUUUAGUAGGCUUUGUAGAAGGUGUAUGGAUGGUGGGGAUAAUUGAUGAACUUCGGAUGCCUGUAUCCGAGUCCACAAAAUUUCCAGUAUUAGUUGACACCAAAACUCGUGUCCGGCCGACCCUACCAGGCGAACCACAAAAAAGAAAUGGAAGGUUUCAACUUAUGUGCUACAAGUAUAUGUGGGACAGUUUAGUUGCAGACGAGUUUCCCACCAAAAAGUUCUUUGAUUUCUUUUCAUUGAAUCCCAAUCAUAUUUUAUCUCCAGAAAUUAGAGAUAAUACAACCAAAUCAGGCUUUCCGUCAGAGACUCUGAGUGAUGUGGUACGGUAUUUUGGAAAUAGUUGUAGAUCGCUGCCUAUGGCUCAUGACCAGCUAUUGUUGAGGUACGAGUUACAGGAGGAUCAUUCCUUAUUAGGGGAAGAUGAAUUCGUGUAUGACCCUGAUUUGGUCAAAGAUCAAAUCAAGUCAUGUCUCGAGUUUUGGCUGGGCAAGAGAGAAGCCAGUUACCCUCCGAUGGAGGAGCUCUGGAAGUGCAAGUUCUGCAAGUUCGCCUCCGUAUGUCCAAUUAACUCGGACCCAGACGAUUCUCCAAUUAAAAAGGGCGAAGACAUUCCUUCGCCCGACCUGACACCUAAGUAAGCCAUUUGGUAAAGAAAAUGAGCGGUUUGAUAAUCUCCUUGAUUCUUGCUGGGACUGUUACUAUUGAUUUCUCCCAUUAGGAGCAUUUAAUAAGUGGUUUAAUUUUAAUGAGCAGUUUAAUAUUGUUGUAAAGUUCAUUGUUAUUGUCUAUUGUUUAUUGUUAUAACAUAGGAUCAAAUGUCAAAUAGGAAGUUGUGAUAGUGUAUUUAUUUUUACUGCUGCAUUGUAAAAAAUGCACCUGAACUUUGUCUCAUAAAUGAAGAGGUAUACAUUUUAUCUUU
Molecule: messenger RNA, 1630 nt
Organism: Salvia hispanica
Lineage: Eukaryota; Viridiplantae; Streptophyta; Magnoliopsida; Lamiales; Lamiaceae
Product: exonuclease V-like protein
Biological process (GO): interstrand cross-link repair
Cellular component (GO): nucleus
Molecular function (GO): single-stranded DNA 5'-3' DNA exonuclease activity
Source: RefSeq, a predicted model, not a curated record